This is a messenger RNA of Verruconis gallopava, 1488 nucleotides long. RefSeq lists its product as uncharacterized. The coding region runs from base 1 to 1488 and encodes 495 amino acids. The record is from RefSeq and is a predicted model, not a curated record. NCBI's taxonomy places the organism in Eukaryota, Fungi, Ascomycota, Dothideomycetes, Venturiales, Sympoventuriaceae. Gene Ontology annotation, molecular function: FAD binding; oxidoreductase activity. The transcript is spliced from 4 exons.
AUGUUUCCGAGCGUAGACAUAAAGGCUCAUAAAGGCUCGUCUUUAGAAAAGACGAGACAGCUGCUUCAAUUCACUGGUUUCUCUACAAUGACUGCAGAACAAGAACUUAACGAGCUUAAAGCUCUGCUCGAAACAGACGAAAUCAUUUAUCCCGAAUCGCCAGACUAUGUGAUGAACAGUCGGCCCUUCGCUUUGCAGAAGGACUACAAGCCGAAAUUAGUCGUGAGGCCAAAGACUCUAGAGUCUUUGAGCAGGACAGUCCGUUACUUGGCUGAGUCGAGCUUACAGUUCAAGGUCAGAAGUAUGGGGUUUGGGAGUGCGUCUGCCAAAGAUGUUAUCUUGAGCAUGAGGGCCUUUGACCAAUUCGAAUUUGAUCGCGACAAGGAACAAUUGAUUCUUGGCGUUGGCCAGCCUUGGGAAAACUAUUAUACAAAGAUGGAGCAGAUAGCUCCAGAGUACUCAGUGGUGUCCGUUAGAACUCCAAACAUUGGCGUAGGUGGAAGCACGCUCUCUGGAGGGUUUUCAUGGUUGUCUGGAGAGCACGGCUGUUUGUCUGAUCCGGAAAAUCUAUUGGACAUGCAAGUCGUUAAGCUUGAUGGAACGGUAAUAUGGGCCUCUGAAGAACCCGAUCUUCUCUGGGCCAUGCGCGGCACGGAAGGCUCUUUCGCCGUAGCCGUUGCAUUCAAGCUGCGUUGUUUUAAGUAUCCACAGAAGGUGUGGUCCGGUCCUAUCCUGAUUCCAAAUAGCCGGGAAGCACAAAAGCAGAUCUGCACAGGAAUUCUCGGUAUGGACCAGGACCACCCAGAACCCAAAACGGCGCUGUUCUUGUAUCGUAUGAACCCAGAAAUCCUAAAAGCUAUUGGAGACGGCAAAAACGGAGACAUGAUCGUCGUUCACGCCUUUGAUGCGCGAGGCGAGGAGGCUGGCAGGGAAGCUUUUGGAUGGGCAUUGAACAUACCUGGAGUCAUCGACCGAACCCGAUAUCAAACUAUGAAGGAGCUCGCAAUGAUGCAGAAUGGCGUUGGUGCUCUUACGUAUACGCAGACGUUUUAUUGGACCGGAAUUGCUCUUGCACGACUAUCCGAGGACAUCCUGAUGAAAUCCUUUGAGUGGUAUGAUGAGUGCUCCAUGGCUGCAAAUGACUCCCUCGGAUCUUACUCAAGCUUGGUCUUUGAACUGUUCUGCACUUCUGAGUCGAAAUCUGGCAGGCUCUCUUCUGGAUGGCCCAGACCUCCAGGAUUCAAGCACAUGAUAUUGAUACAGUCAGGAUCACCUGGGAGAAGCGCGGCAGACGAUGUCGCGAGAGAGCUCGCAAUGCAGGGGCCAAGUUUUAUACUUGGACCGAGCGCCAAUCGUAGUUCAACAGCCAAUGCUAUAGAAGACUUUCAUGAUGUCCAAGAAAUUUACGGCGAAAAUUAUGAGAAGUUAAAGGAAUUGAAACGCCAAUACGAUUCAAAGAACCGAUUGAAUGGUUGGAUCAAAGUUUAA